CCUGGACACCAGCCCCUUCGUGCGUCACACCUUCUGGUCAACUAUAGUGUUGGGUUUUAACUUGAUGUUAAAUUCCAUGGCUUUCAACCAGUCAUCAUACCAGAGGUUAGCCUCCGUCAGCACUCUUAAGGUAGCACAGAGUUCUUUGUCAACUUGGUGGAGAAAUUCUGUGGGCCUGUAUGAUCCUGGGAGGACAUCUUUGAAGGACCUGCCUUAUUUCCGGAACCUGGCAGCACAAAAGCAACAACGUGUCGUCAAAUUACUAUGUUAA
Cherax quadricarinatus is the source of this 271-nucleotide messenger RNA. Lineage: Eukaryota; Metazoa; Arthropoda; Malacostraca; Decapoda; Parastacidae. The record is from RefSeq and is a predicted model, not a curated record.